AUAAAUGAAUUAUCAAUCAUAAACCUCUUUAGUAUCAGGUUAGCUGGCAGGAAAAAUGGAGGCCUUUAGAGACGAGUCAACAUCGUCGGUCAAUGACGAUUUUCCAACUCGUGAGAGGAGCUUUUCUGGUGUCCUUAAAAAUAUAUUCGACGAAGAAUUUCGGAAUUCGUUGAAGACUUUCAACAAUGAUCCAAAAAUUGAAAAUAAAUAUAAAGAGCUCAGUGGACUUUUAAGAAAAGGAUCGGAUGAAUUCGAAAACAGAAAAUAUUCAAGACUCGUUUCUUACAGUGGCAGAACAAAGAAUAUUUUAGAGCAGCUGUACCCCAGAUACAAUGCAAAAUACAAAGUCUUGGAAAGGCUCGUCGCAGAGUGGAAGCCAAACAGGGAAAUGCUCAUCGAAAAAUUGUCAUUCGACAUCCAGCUGCUGGACAGAAAUUUCAAAUGGUCCACCAUGGUGAGAUUCCUUGCUUCGUCCGUGGAAGUGUCAGGGACAGUGGGCGGAAUGAUGUUCCGAUCUGAGACGGGAUGGGCGAACCACGCGUUGAAUGUUGCAUCGUUCUGUGGGCUGUGCGGUCUCUUCUCCACCGUUGCAGAGGUGGAACAAUCGAAAAGAAUCUUGGAUGAAGUGUCUGAGGCCAUCGAAAAUGAUUACAAGCUUUUACUUCCCAUUGUAAAGUGGUUCGAAGAGUCAGAGGAAUUGGACUCGAUUGUUCAGGAAUUGUUCCCUCAUGGAAUAGACACAGACAUCGUCCGCCAAAUACAAGCUGCCUCCGCGGAACAAGAAUAUUAUUUGAAGAUUUUUAAAGCGGGCCUGAUGUCUAAUGUUAGGAAAAAUAACGAACUCUUUGAAAACGCAGAUUUUUUGCACAGUUUGCAAUUGUUUGCCACCAGUGAAGUAGCUGCUGUUUGGUGGAACAGGAUUAUUUACAGAAAACAUCCCAUAAACCUCGACUUGGGCAGGAUGGCCCUGCAGAUCGAAUUCGGGCAGUCCAUCGUCUUCCAGUGCAUUCCCGCCUUGCCCCUCGAGCAGCAAAGAUUGACGUCUUUGCCGGUCGCAGGCAGAAUCAUGCUGAACCUCCUCACCCUCUACGACUCUUUAGUGGAUUUGAGAAAGGGAGCGAAAUCCACGCAUUCUGACAAGCUACGAAAGCAACUGAAAAAUAUGAAAGAGCAACUCGAAAUGAUCGAGGGCACCGUUCGGAUGAUGAGACCUCACGCACUGUGACUCCACUGAUAGGAUGUCACUGAAAUCUCAUGUUGAGCUGUCACUGAAAUUGGAUCUCUUGUCUGACAAGUCUUGUUUGUAAAAAUAAUUUAUUUUUUAGCUUCUAUUAAGCAUAUGAAUUCGCAAAUAAAUGUUAAAAAUAUUUGUA
Messenger RNA from Argiope bruennichi, 1373 nucleotides. RefSeq lists its product as uncharacterized. Lineage: Eukaryota; Metazoa; Arthropoda; Arachnida; Araneae; Araneidae. Bases 56 to 1225 code for a protein of 389 amino acids. The transcript has 3 exons. The record is from RefSeq and is a predicted model, not a curated record.